Photinus pyralis (common eastern firefly) is the source of this 2286-nucleotide messenger RNA. RefSeq lists its product as uncharacterized. Bases 582 to 1967 code for a protein of 461 amino acids. Gene Ontology annotation, cellular component: Fanconi anaemia nuclear complex. The record is from RefSeq and is a predicted model, not a curated record. The transcript has 9 exons. NCBI's taxonomy places the organism in Eukaryota, Metazoa, Arthropoda, Insecta, Coleoptera, Lampyridae. Gene Ontology annotation, biological process: interstrand cross-link repair.
GAAAAUAAAUAAUAGACUGCGCAGUUUAACGUUUCUAAAUCUAAAUGUGACUCCCUUGUCAAGAUCGUGACCGGUCUUUUUAAAAUUGCCGCUCAGAGUAAGAAAUUUCUAUUUCUAUAAAGAAUCGGGUUCUCAUUUCGCACCGGAAAAACUAAUGUGGACAUAAGCCAUUGAAUUACCGUUUUGGUUAACUCAUUUCACGUAUUUAUAUUAUUGGAUUAAAUUUGCGUUAAUAUCGAUCGGUAAAAUAAGAUCAAUUUUUUUCUUAACAUACGCCUUCCUCCAUAGGAAAGCUGUUUUGCACUUUCCACGGAAAUCAUAAAUCAUAAUCAGUCAUUGAUACUGAUAUAUAUAAUUCCUUACAAACUUCCAGAAUUUCUACACCUUUUUAAUAUUUUAAUUAUACAGGGUGUCUCCGGUAGAGUGGUUGGUCACAGGUCAAUACCUACUUCAUAAGCAUUGUUUAUCGUAGCUUCGGAAUGCACAUAUGGUUGAAUGCACCCCGUUGCUACAACAAUUAUUGUUAGGUUAUGUAUGUUUUAAAGUGUAAAAUCUAAAUUUAUCAAUAAUUACGUUAUUCGAUGGAUACGACUGACUUUGAUGACAUAUUUUUAUCGGAUAUCGACAGUCAGUAUCGUUCAUUAAACAUCAACGACUUCCAAAUGUUGGCAAUCGAGAUUAUAAACAACGAAGACAUUAAAGACGGUACUGCACUAUGCUUCCAAGUCUUCUAUAGGUGUAUGUCACGUUCGAUUCGCGAAAAGACAUUUGAAGGCCAGUACACGGAAUUACCUACAAUAUUAAGCUGUAUAUUGCACCUCAGAAAAGUGCUCAAAUUCAACUCUUCUUUGUUUUUUUCUUACCUCACAGAAGAAUUUCUAACGUUACCCAUAGAAAUACUGUGGUGGUUACAUAAACAUAACAUUACAAACUUCGUUCACUAUUGUUGUUUUUCAAAGUACAUGACAUUAUCUGCAUCAUUAUUGAGAUAUAUUGAAGCUAAGAAGCAACACUCGAUAUUUGUAUAUGAUAGAAUUGUUCCUGAUCUCAUUGCAGAACUUCUUCGUCACGCAUACACACCGCCGAGCUUAUUUCAUUUACAUUACCGUGUGGAGUGGGAAUCAUUUUGCAGCAAGGUUUUGUACGAUAUGGUUGAUAGCAUUUUGAGUGCUGUGUUUCUUGAUAGCUCUUGUUCUUAUCUCAAUGUUUUCAAUCAUGUGCAAAAUUUAGAUAGACAGCUUCCUAGGGUCGUCGUCAAAGAUUUUUUUAGAACUGCCCUAAAAAAGCUAAUGGUUUACAAUGUGGAUGAAUUCGAUAUCUACGCUGCAUACACAUAUCAAGAGCUGUGGAAAUCGAGCAGACUGAGUAGAAAUCUUUUCACAUUCCUAUCAGAGGUAUUCAGAAAGUUUUGCACAUUACACGAUAUUAUGGAUAUAAUGGAAGACUGUGAUGAAAAAGUAAAUUGGAGGUAUACCUUGGCAGCAGUAGCAGUUUCUACUAAUGAGUCAGGCUCUGGAGGAGAACACGCUAAAGAUGUUACAUCCACACUGUUACAACAAUAUUUUAAACGUCCAAAACCUCUGAAUUUGGUAAAGUGCUUACUGUUUGCUAGACAGAUUUAUAUGGAGGAAAAAGCCAAAAUAGAUUAUUCGGCAUGGUAUUCUACAACCUUUGGCAGUCGAAGUAACUUUAAGCGGAAAUGUUCCGAAACAAAAUUUAAAUUGUUAAUGAGCACGUUGAUCGAGCUGGUCCAGUACGAAUCCAAAGAUUAUUUAAAGGUUCAGCACAGCCUAUCGCUCGACGCACCUUUAAUGUGUAAUUAUCUAAUACACAAUUACAAGUCAUUGUGCAGAGCUCGGCUACAAGAAUUGGACAAGUCGCCAUCAGUUAAUUACAGGCUAGACUUUUCGGUCCGCGGCGCUGUGGAUAGAAAAGGGUGGCUAUUCUGCGGUGGUUAUUGGGUGUAGGAGCGGUAUUUGAAAUGAAGGAACAUUGCUUUUCAAGCUAUCUGCUAUAAGCAUUUGAAGAAAAAAGUGGAGUCGAUAUGUAGUAGGUAUGGACUAUCCAAACAAAACAAUAGAUAUUGUCUUAAUUAGUCACAGUUUUUACAUAGUUGUCGUUAUUAUUCGGAUUAUUCCCAGGGAAGGAACUAAUAAUAAGAGAUGCAGUGUAUAUACGUUGUGAAAUAGUUUGAAUUUCGUCCACACUGGGAGGACUACACUCUGGCCCAACUGAGGUGACUAACUAAAAUGUACUGUAAAGCCAAAAAUAAAGAUUCUCAGCUGC